Messenger RNA from Scylla paramamosain (green mud crab), 12765 nucleotides. RefSeq names its product glutamate-rich WD repeat-containing protein 1-like. Gene Ontology annotation, biological process: ribosome biogenesis. Gene Ontology annotation, cellular component: nucleolus. Bases 10556 to 11038 code for a protein of 160 amino acids. The record is from RefSeq and is a predicted model, not a curated record. The transcript is spliced from 7 exons. Lineage: Eukaryota; Metazoa; Arthropoda; Malacostraca; Decapoda; Portunidae. Gene Ontology annotation, molecular function: protein binding.
UUACAGAGCAUUGAAAUAUUAGACAAGUGUUUGGACAGGGAUGACAGGUGGAAACAGACAGGUGUGUUUUGUACAGGGACUGCCACGUGUAGGUCUGAUGGCUUCCUGCACCAACCCUUGUGUUCCUGUUUACUACUAUUAGAUCAGUGUAUGAAGAGGCAUGUUUUGAACAGGGACUGCCACGUGUAAGCCUGCUGGUCACCCCCAAACAUUACACAGGCUAGGAAGUGCAGCAUCUCUUCCUGUUCAUCCUCUCUUUCCUGUGAAUAAUGCAGAGAUUUCACACAUUGCUGACUGUUGCUGUGAAAGGGUUGACAGGUUAAUGAUCCUGGGAGGCAAAGAAAACUGGUGGUCUUUGGUCAAUGGCCUUGGUGUUGUGAUGGUCUGCUGCCUUCAUCACUUUUCACCACAACAGCAGGGGAGAGGGAGAGGGAGUGAGGAAGGUGUGGGAGGUAAGACAAAUGUGAAGAGAGAUUAUGCUUAAUAUUGCAUCUUGCUAUUUAAAGCUAGAUAAGAGUGUUGAAGCCUCCCUCCUGAAAGAGUUCAAGUCACAGGCAGGGGGAAACACAGCAGCAGGUAGGGAGUUCAGGAGUGUGCCAGUGAAGGGGAUGAAAGACAGAAUACUGAAUAACUCUUGCAUUAAAGAGGUGGACAGAAUAGUGGUGAAAGAUUGAAAAUACUAGUUAACUCUUGCAUUAGGGAGGUUGACAGAGUAGUGGUGAAAGAUUGAGAAUAAUGGUUAACUCCUUCAUUAUGGAGUAUGACAGAGUAGGGAGGUUGACAGAAUAGUGGUGAGAGAUUGAGAAUACUGGUUAACUCUUGCAUUAGGGAGGUGGACAGAAUAGUGGUGAAAGGUUGAAAAUACUGGUAAACUCUUGCAUUAGAAUGGUGGACAGAAUAAUGGUGAAAGAUUGAAAGUACUGGUUAACUCUUGCAUUAGGGAAGUGAACAGAAUGGUGAGAGAUUGAAAAUACUGGUUAACUCUUGCAUUAGGGAGGUAGACAGAAUAGUGGUGAGAGAUUAAGAAUACUGGGUAACUCUUUCAUUAUGGAGUUUGAGAGUGAACAGAAUAAUGGUGAAAGGUUGAAAGUACUGGUUAACUCUUGCAUUAGGGAAGUGGACAGAAUGGUGAGAGAUUGAAAAUACUGGUUAACUCUUGCAUUAGGGAGGUAGACAGAAUAGUGGUGAGAGAUUGAGAAUACUGGUUAACUCUUUCAUUAAGGCCCGUCCACACGAUCGAACAAUGUUCGAUGGACAAAAUUGUUACCAAUUACCAGUGGAAAGUGGAAAGGCUCACAGAUGACGUCAGAAGCAAGCACCAAGAGCUGUACCGGACACUGUCCGUGUUCGUAGUAUUGGAGGUACAGAUCCUUAACUACAUCAUAGAUUGUUUGGCAUGUCCCAGGAAUAAUUGCAGAUGGACUGUUUAUAUAUUCUUGUGUAUUGAAGGGAAGUGUAGGAGCACCCGGUGGAAAGGUAAAUCAAUAUUGCCUCUAGACGUGCUUCUGGUGAUAUGCUUUCCCUCAUACAGGUGUCCUGCUUCGUCAUGGAAGGUUAUAUUUUCUCCAGUGUUGUAGAAGCUGUUUGGGUCCAUCCUCAUAUAGUUUGUGAAAUCUGAUUCAUAACCAAUACACAAUUUAUGUAAAAUGGUUGCAUGACUUCCCCUUUCUCUUCGUGUUUUUUGACCAGUCCUUGCGCCAUUCCCUUCUUGUCAUCUUGUCCUCGCACAGUGCACCAAUUAUUAUGCUGCAUAGUGCAUUUUUUUUUUUUCUUUCUUCUUGUGCACCAUGGUGAUGAUGUACCGCAGAAGACGCUGGCAGCAACCACUUGUCGCCGAAAUCCACACUAACACUGACGUAAAUACCUGUGUGUUGCUAACGGACAUCAGCUUCGAACAUUGUCUACUGGUCCUUGUCUGGUGAACAGAGUAGAAACUGUGGUUUACAACUUUAUCUGGUGCCACUGUUUGUUGCCAUAUCAACUUCCCUCAUUUACAUGCUUAUGACGUCAUCCUGCUUCGCCUUAUGAUUUGGUAGCAGUGUUUGUCCGACGGACACUGUUCGACUGUGUGGACGCACCUUUACGGAGUUUGAGUAGUGGUGAAAGACUGAGAAAAAUGGUUAACUCUUGCAUUGAGGACAUGGACAGAUUAGUGGUGAAAUACUGAGAAUAGUUGUUGACUUGCACUAGCGAGGUGAACAACAUUGGUGAAAGAUUAAAAAUAUUGGUUAACUCUUGCAUUGGAGAGGAGGACAGAACAGUGGUGAAAGAUUAAGAAUACUGGUUAAUUCUUCCAUUAGGGAGGUGGACAGAAUAGUAGUGAAAGAUUGAGAAUACUGAUUAACUCUUGCAUUAGGAAGAUGGACAGAAUUUUAGUGAAAGAUUUAGAAUACUGGUUAACUUGCAUUAAGGAGGUGGACAGAAUAGUGGUGAAACAUUGAGAACACUGGUUAACUCUUGCAUUAGGGAGGUGGACAGAAUAGUAGUGAAAGAUUCAGAAUACUUUUUAAUUCUUGCAUUAGGGAGGUGGACAGAAUAGUGGUGAAAGAUUGAGAAUACUGGUUAACUCUUGCAUUAAGGGGGUGGACAGAACAGUGAUGAAAGAUUGAGAAUACAGGUUAACUCUUGUAAUAGGGAUGGACAGAAUAGUGGUAAAAGAUUGAGAAUACUGGUUAAUUCUUGCAUUAGGGAGGUGGACAGAAUAGUGGUGGGAGUGAAAAAGUCUUACCAAAUUGUACUGACAACCUCUGAGCAAAGAGGAGCAGCAAGGAGUAUCUAAAGUUUAAUGAAAGCCUCACAAAGUGUUGGCUGGAUCUGCCCCCAAGCUUGAUAAAGUUAGUUUUAAUAGAGACGGGAAUUGGAAUUGGUUCCCAGACAGAAUGGUGGGUGACUGGAAUAGACUCAGUAGUCAGGCUGUCACUCCCUUUGAAAUGCCAAAAUUUUACUUUUUCCACCAGUAGAAUUGAUGCGUAGAUGGUGAAUAGGCUUAAAAUACAAAUAAAACACAAGAAAAUACAAGCAAAAAUAAAAAUAAGUAUAAUACUAAAUAUGUCAUGAUGAUGAAAAUAACAAAUUAAUUUCUUUGUUAUUUGUUAUUACUUGAAUGAAAUCAAUUUGAUACGUUAGGUUAAUUUUUAAUGAAUUUCUUUGUUAUUUGUUAUUACUUAAAUGAAAUCAAUUUGAUACAUUAGGUUAAUUUUUUCUGCAUAUUCUUUCAAAUUUUGUGUCUAGAAUAAAGCCUGAUGUAAACAUUAUACUGGGGAGAGGUGAGACAGGGUAGGUUGAUGGGGUUCUGCGGUGGUGAAGUGAUGAGGUGAGAUAAGACAGGACAGGGUGAUUGAUGAGGUAGACAAGACCAUAAGAACUGCAAACAAGUUCUCGGUCUCAAUUUCUUACAAAAUAACAUUAUACACUGAUGUUAAACACUUUCAACAUAUUACAGUAUUCAUUAACAAUAUACAUGCAAUCAACUUGGCACUAUGACAAUUAACAAUACAUGCAAUCCACUUGGCACUAUGACAAUCAGUUUUUACUACAAAAUUAAAGUAUUUACCUCGGUCACCAUCCUGCCCAUCUUUGAGCGUGACUUGGCCUUGAGUGACGCCCGCAGGUGACCAGUGAGUUAACCACUCUAUUAACAAGUGAGCAUUGGCUUUGGUGCUUAAUAUAGCAUUGAAUACUGAUACUUACACAUAUUACACGUUUUCAUGCAAAUAGAAAACUAUUGAACAUUUCACUUAUGAUUACCAAAGAAUAAUGACAUGAGGUACAUACACUUUACAUACAGUAACAUGGCUCUCCUAAAUUGUGUAACAAUUUACCUUAAAUUAACAUUAGUAUGUACCUUAAAACUAAGAUUGGCACAUAAUAUGUUUUGUUACAUUGGCUCCUUGGCGGGGAUGCUCCGGUCUAUUAUUAUGCAUUACCUUCUAACAGCAAUAUUAGACUAUGUAUUGGCCUCUCUAUGAUGGUCCUGUUUGCCUUUGUGUAUCUUCCCUGGUUGUUGAGAUUACAGUCUGACACCAGGAUCUUAACCUUUCUUACUAGGCCAUCAUGAUCGGGAGAUACUUCUGUUAAUCAGCUGGGUUAUGUGUGAUGUUUUGGGAAAGAUGACUGGGUGUUUGGAUUUAUCUGUCAGAUUAAAAAGCCUCAAUCUUCCUCCUACUCUCAUGAUACCAUUUUUGUCAAUGAAGGGAUCUAACUUAUAGAGAGAACUGGUCUUGUCUAUCACUUUUGUUCCUUACCAUUGUUUCCUUUAAUUAAAGAAUUAUGGUUAGCAGAUGAUUUCAGUACAUUUAUCUCCUUUUGGAAUGCCUUUGAUUGCAGUUGUUUUAUAAUUACAUUUUCAGCUUCUGACACUUGUGCUACAUUUACUGGCUUAUAUGUAUUUUCCUUUACUUUAGUAGUGCCAUCACCUUUUCCUCUGAAACUGUUCAGAAACUUGAGGCAUACAGCAACUGUCCUCUUUGCUUUAAAUCAAUCAGAAAAAUACUCAAGUCUUUCUAGUAUAUCUGUGGGCCGUUGUGAACCUACAGCAUGGCAUACAACUUUCUUCACUUCAGGAUCAUUCUCAUUUAUGACCUUGUACUGGGAAUGGCUAUCCAUUUUACUACAUUGCCAAAGGAAUUCUGGGCUGUUCCACCAGAUCUUGCUAUUACACAAUUCAUCUGCUGUCAUGCCUCUAGAUGCAUGAUUUGCUGGGUUAUACUGUGUUUCUACAAAUUUCCGCUGAUCUGAAGUGUGAUCUCUAAUUGUUUCUACUCUAUUAGCAACAUAUACAUGGAAUCUCUUUGCUUCAUUUGCAGUGUAACCAAGGACUACUUUGCUGUCUGUCCAAAAUACUUCUUCCACAUUUAUACUCAAGUUCUCCCUUCAAGAGUUUAUAGAUUCUAACUGACACCACUGCUGCUGCUAGCUCUAGUCUGGGAAUUGUCAUGGUUUUUAGAGGUGUGACAUGUGACUUUGCCAUUACUAAUGCACAAUGAAUUUGGCCAGUCUUGCUAAUUAAUCUAAUAUAUGAGCACUGGCCAUAUCCCUCUUGACAGGCAUCUGAAAAGUGAUGGAGUUCAACCUUUUCUACUUCCCCAAAGUCAUCAGGUUUGUAGCAUCUAGGUACCUUUAACUGAUCUAGCUUAUGCAGCUCAUCCUUCCAUUUUAUCCAUUUAGGUUUGACAUAAUCUGGCACCUCAUCGUCCCAUUCAACUGCAUUCUUACAUAACUCUUGUAAAAUUCGCUUUCCAGUCAGUAGGAGAGGUGACACUAGACCUAAUGGAUCAUUAUAGAGCUCACUGUUGACAGAAUGCCUCUCCUGGUGAGUGGCUUGUCUUUCAGCUUUAUUCUAAAUUGAAAUGUGUCAGAUUCUAUGUACCACUCAACUCCCAAAGUUCUUUCUAUAGGCAGUGUGUCUUCUUUCUUACUAAAAUCCAAACUUUUAAUUCCAUCUGCUCUCUCAUGAGGAGAAAUUGCAGCUAAUACAUCUUUGUUGUUUGACAAGAACUUAGGAAGGUUAAAACCUCCCUUGUAACAUAAUUCUUUGCUCUGCUGAAUAAGAGUGACAGCUUCCUUCAUUGUAGCUACUGACUUCAAACCAUCAUCAACAUAAAAGUUGCUUCUUACAAACUUGGCUGCAUCAGAUCCACAUCCGUAGGGAUGCUUCUUGCUAUCACUUGCUAUUUGCUCUUCUGCCAUAAUGGCUUCUGCACAAUCAAGACCAAUGAGGAGUCCUAUGUCAACGUUUGGGUCAUAUUUCAUUAGUUUGUCAGAGAUUGCCUUUAAGUGGGGCCAGUCACAAGCAGUCUCGGCCCUUGGUAUCUGACUCCAUCCAGCUGAAAUGUUUUCUGUUGAAUAUGCUGAAGGGAUUGAUAUUUCCACUUCUUCAUUAUAACCUCUUACUUUAAGUCCAUGAAUUUUGAUAGAAUCAGUGGUUUGUUUUCCACUUAUUGUGUGGAUAUUAAGUGACACUGAUGGUCCACUAACUCCCAAUUUAUCCAGAGUGCUUUCCUUGAUGAAUGAAGCAUCAGACUGCUCAUCCAGCAGGGCAUACACUAAAACUUUAUUCUCUUCAUUACUAACAUGAUGUAACCAUACAGGAACUAUCAUGGUGUGCAUGUCAUGUGUCACUGAUUCUGUAACUUUGACCUUAUUUGCUACUACUGUGGGUUUAUCCUCUUUAGGCUGAGUUGCUUGUGCUGGCACCCUUUGACUCAGUUUUUGUCAUAUCAUCAUUGUGAAGAGCUGUGGGAUGGUAUCUCUGACAUACUUUACAAACUUUCCUUCUUCUACAAUCCUUUCCUUUGUGACCCAUUUUUAGACACCCUGUACAUAACCAUUUUUCUUUAGCAAAUUUGUACCUAGUAUUACCAUCAAGUUUGGAAAAUUCCUUGCAAUCAUCUAAAUCAUGAUCCUUUGUACAGUAGUGACAGAAUUGUCCUUUCCUUUCCUGGUCCUUGGGAUGCUGUUUGUUGGCUUGUACAUUUACUUUACUUUGGAAUGACCACAUUGGUUUUUCCUCAAUUGCUUUAGCCAUGAAAGUUCUACUCCCUCUAUUCUUUGUCAUGAUGUUUGAUUCCCUUGGUUUCCAAUUGGUUGCCCUUGUGUGAGUUUUGAUCCAGUCAUUUACUUCCCUACUUACUGAAUUCCAGGAAACAAAGCGAUUGCUUGCUCCUUUAGCUUCCUUCUGGAUAAAUUCACACAACAUUUCAAAGGGUGGGUGGUGCUCUUCAUCACUACUAGGAGUGUUGUUAUUACUGUUAGUAUCAAGAUAUAUCAUUACUUGCUUUCUCCAGUCAUGAACAAUAUGUUCAGGGAGUUUUGUUAGCACCUUUCUCUGCUCUCUAGGGUCAUUCAGAAAUGACAAAUGAGAAGUGUGUUUCAUUGCAGCUAAACAGCACUUCAAAAAAUCUGAGAAUGCUGUUAAUGCUGGACCAUUAUGUGGAGAGAUUGGUAGCCAAUUCAUUAACUUUUUUGUGUAAGCAUCAGCUAUGAUGCUUUUGUUUCCAAAUCUAUCACUAAGAAUUUUCUUUGCUUGCACAUAGUCGGCAUCAGAGUUAAAGUGCAUUAACAUUUUAAUGGCAUCCUUUGCCUCACCAGUUGUAUACCUGUCUAAGUAGGCAAGUCUCUCUCUACCAAUAGAAGUUUUAGACUCUACAUAAGUUUCAAAGUUUUUCAACCAACUUGGAAAUUCCAUGGGUUCUCCAUCAAAGGUGUUAGGUUCUAUUGGAGGGAGGCUCCACUUGGGAUCAGGUAUGUUGAUUGCAAAGGUUCCCCCUGAAUGGGAAAAGGAUUGAUGAUUCUGUCUCACAUUAUUAGGCAUGUUGACAUUAUGAGUGUGUCUACAAGAGCUUGGUACAAGACUCUGAGCUGUAGGGUUGAGAUUUAUUACCUGAGGUUCACUAAAUAUUUCUCCAUCUACUUCAUUUGUCACUAAUUCAUUAUCUCUAUUGCAAGAAGGUUCCUGUGGGUCAUGGAAUGUAACAUAUUUGUGAGGCAUGGCAUUGUCACUUUGUUGAUUUGCAAUUGCUUGUGCUUUCAUUUCAUUUUGUGACUCUAUGUAUUGUUGAAGAUAACUUUACUUCUCUACACUUUCAUCAUUACCUGGAAGCAUUUUUACUUCUUCUUCAACUAAGCUAAGAGCAUUAAGUUCUGCACUAGCGACUGCUAAAUCUCUCUCUUUCCUUUUCUUUGAGAACAUUGCUUCUGCCUCUGCUUUUGUCUUAGCUAACAUAAUUUCUGCCUCUGCUAAACUAUCAUGAUAUUCCAUUUCCUUUCUAAGUCUGGCUACCUUUGCUGCUGCUUCUUGCUUUCUUUGUGCUGAUAAACGUGAUGAAGUAGAUGAGACUCUAGAAUGCCCAGACCGUUUGCUAGAACAAAUUGAUCCUUUGUCAUUCUUUAACUCUUUUCUUUUACAUUCUAUACUUUUUAAUAUUUCAUGGUGAACUCGUUGAUUGUGUUCCAGCUCUUCAUUUAGCUCCUCUGACUUUUCUGGUGCUAGUUCCACCAGUUUUGUGUAUUCCACAUAAUACUGAUGAAAUGCCUUUAUUACUUCACUUGACAUGGGCUCUAAUUCAAAGGGGCUAAUUACAAUUUUUAGUCCUUUCUUAAUUUUGCUGGUAACACUGCUCCAUUUACGCUUACAGGACUCUGCUCUUCCUUUGGUUACACUGACUUGAUAUUCUCUUCCUUUGUCGGUCAGCACUCGCUCCCUGACACUAACUUCUUCAUUACAAGUUUGAUCCCAGUCCACUUGCUCACCCUCACCUUCCCUAAGGCCAUCUACGGCAUUAAUUUCCCCAGUAUCAGACAUAUCUAACAACUUAAUUAUGUCAAUACUGAGACACUGAAAGAGCAAUUAAAAUUACCACUCUAAUACUAGCUAAUUGUGGGUAAUUUUCACUUAGGCUACUCAAUUCAGUGCACAUACAUACUCAAUUCAGUGCAUAUUAUACUUUCUUGCCUGUGACCAUGGGUUCUACAAAAUGGUGGUGAGGCACGGUGGGUGGAAGGGAGUGGUUGUCGUCAAGGGUAGAGCUGACCCCAGGGCCUCAGAGGUCAACCUAUAGGCUUACGUCAGCGUCCCCUCGUCCUGUGACUCACUCUUGCUAUGGUUUCACAUGGAGCCAAUUUCUUGCUUGUAGGUUGAGUUCUUACUGUAGCCACACCGGCUGGGCAUCAAUUGACUCUCAGGUGAUCUGUUUUACUGAUCACACCCAUCAUCGUAGGGUCGAGGAAAGGCAGUUCUCCCUGACACGUUUAUUGAUGAGGUAGGCAUGACCGUAAGAACUGCGAACAAGUUCUCGGUCUCAAUUUCUUACAAAAUAACAUUAUACACUGAUAUUAAACACUUUCAACAUAUUACAAUAUUCAUUAACAAUACAUGCAAUUGACUUGGCACUAUGACAAUCAGUUUUCACUACAAAAUUAAAGUAUUUACCUCGGUCACCAUCCUGCCCGUCUUUGUCUGAGCGCGACUUGGCUGUGAGUGAUGCCCGCAGGCGACCAGCAGGUUAACCUCACACUACCAACAAGUGAGCAUCGGCUUCGGUGCUUAAUAUAGCAUUGAAUACUGAUACUUACACAUAUUACAUGUUUUCAUGCAAAUAGAAAACUAUUGAAUAUUUCACUUAUAAAUGCCGAGGAAUAAUGACGUGAGGUACAUAUGCUUUACAUACAGUAACACAAGUACUUAGGGAUGUGGAUGAGUCCUAGUGGGUGCGCAAAGGCAAAGAAUGAAAAGAUAAGUAUGGUAAACCAGUGGGUAGGUCGAUUGGGAAGCGCGGCAAGGAUGAGAGCAAGUAAGUGUGAUGUGUUGAGAGAAGUGUGGAAGAGUGUGGCUGUACCAUGUAUAAUGUAUGGUAUGGAUGUGAUUGCAUGGAAUGAAAGUGAAAUUGAUAAGUUAGAAUUGGGCCAGAAUAGAGUAGCAAGGAUGGCACAGAGUGCACCGAGGUGCACAGCAGUUGAAGCCUUGAGAGGUGACAUGGGAUGGAGCACCUUCAGAGAAAGACUGACAAAAGCCACACUUAGGUACAAGAUUAGGCUUGAGAGAAUGGAUGAUGCAAGAAUAGCAAGGAAGGUGUACCUGUGGAAUGAAAGUGGAAGCAAAUGGAGGAAGAGAUGCAUGAGAAUGACAGACAGGAAUGGAUUGCAAGUUGUGUGGGCGAUAAGAAUGGGUGGGAGGAAUCAAAAUGAGCGUGAAUGGGUGGUAACAAGAGGAGGCAGAGUGGGAGCCGAAUGGGAUGUGAGAAAAUGGGAGAAUGAGAUAGACAAAGAAGUGAAAUGUGUGGGAUUGAAUGAAUGGAAGAAUGAAAUGGAAAGAAAGAAGACCCUGGAAUGGUACAAGGAGAAAGAGGCCCCGAGGUAUGAAAAGUGGUAUGAUGGAAGCCUGGGCGGUGAUCUUCUCUUCUGAGCGAGGGCACAGUGUAUGGAUGUGAAUGCAAGGAGUUACAGGUGGUCUGAGUCCUGCAGCAAAGUGUGCCAGAUGUGUGACAUGGGAGAGGAUGAGACGGUGAAACAUGUGGUGCUGGAGUGUGUGAAGUAUGCCAGAGACAGGAAUGAGAUGAUGCAAGUGAUACUGACUGAGUUAGGGCAUGAUAGGAUUGAAAGAGUGGAGAAGACAGGAAAGGAAUGGAUGGUGUUGUUGCUGGGACUGUGUAGAGAGGCGAAUGAAAGGAUGAUUGAGGCGGUGAAAGAGUUUCUGGAGAGAAUGUGGCGUGCCAGGUGUAUUAACAGUUAGGAUAGAGGAUGCUGUUCGUUUCUCUUUUUUUUUUUUUUUUUUCCUUCUACAGGAGUUGCCGAUCCAAAGGCCUGGGUCAGGAGUGAUCCUGUGCCACCUGUACCAUCAAGAUCUGUACCUGUACCAUCCUUCCGUCCCACACUGCGUGCCACACACCCCUUCACAUUUCCUCUAUUUCCCUUCGAUCUCCACCAGUUAAGAGCAUGGAUGAGGGCCAGGACGAGAGAAUGGAGGAGGAGGAAGCCAUGCAAGGAGGGAGCAAAGAGGAGGAAGAGGCAGGAGGAGGAGGAGAGCUAGAAUGCGACUUUUCCGCCUAUAAACUUUUUCAUGAGGGAAGCACUGGCCACCACCAUCAACAACGUGCAGGUCGCAGCCUUCUGGUCCGAGUUGGGUCAGGGCAACAUCUGGGAGCUGACCUCGCUGCUGGAGGAUGUGGAGGCAGAUCAGGCUGGGUCAGGUCAUGGUAGAGAUGACCUGCCUCUCUUCAUACAUUUCUAUAUUCCAAAGGCUCUAAUUGAAGUGAUGUGGGCUGCUGUGAAAGAGCUGAAGCACCACUCAGCGCCGGAGGAGUGGCACCCCAGCGAGGGUUCCGUGCUGGCCAGCGGGGUGGAGGACGACGCCAUCUUGCAGUGGGACCUGGCUGUGGAGAGGGAGGCAGCCGAGGAGGGGGAGGAUGUGCCAGAGCAGCUGCUGUUUGUGCACCGCAGCCAGCAGGAGGUGAAGGAGUUACACUGGCACCCUCAGAUCCCCGGCCUGCUGGUGUCCACGGCUCACAGCGGCUUCAAUAUCUUUAAGACCAUCAGCUGCUGAGAUUUCUCUGCACCGCAGCCGCGCGUCCUCGUCAACUCGUGCAGCUCUUCCCGAACGCCUCCCGCGUCUUGGGAGUCUUUCUGGUCCGCAGCAGCAGAGUGCUUUCUUAAUCUUUCCAGGCAGAGGAGGAGGUGAAGAAGGCACCGCUGACCCCAGACCUGGAAAGCAAGGUCACCAAGAUUAAGGUGUCCAGUGGGAAGCAGCCCACACUACUACUACCAUCACCAUCACCACCAGGGCAGCCCCGUCCCUGAGCCAAAUGUCCCCCUGGCUGGUGGCUGACCCUCCUCCCCCCCACGACCAGGAGGGCCGUGAUUGGCCCUCCUGGAGGAAAGGUUUAUGGUAGUUUUUUUGAGGUUUUUGACUGGUUGAGAGUAUUAGUGUGUGUGUGUGUGUGCAACACACACACACACACACACACACACACUUGAGCAACAGACAAACAAACAAACAAACACAAACAAGAACAUUCCAGUAAAUCAUUCAUCUCAUUAUGAAAAUAGUGUCACUAUUAUUAUUAUUAUUAUUAUUAUUAUUAUUGGUUUUAUUGUACUUAAGUAACUUAGCUCAUUAUUUUUAUAGAUUUUUGACUGACUGUGUGUGUGUGUGAGAAAGAGAGAGAGAGAGACUGACUGACUGACUAACCGAAUAUAAACAUUCUUUGCGCGCGCACACACACACACACACACACACACACACACACUAGAAAGGAUCCAAAGAGCUGCAGCCAAACUGUUGCCAAGCUUGAGAGAUUAAACCUAUGAAGAAAGAUUAAGGAGACUGAAGCUUGCAUCUAGUAUCCUUCCUACAUAAAAAAAAAAAAAAAAAUUUUUAUUAGAUUUUUGUUGCCCUUGGCCAGUAUCCUUCCUACAUAAAAAAAAAAAAAAAAAAAAAAAAAAAAAAAAAAAAAAAAAAAUCAUUACCAGAGAGAAGAGAAAGAGGGGAGCUGAUUGCUAUAUACAGAGCUUUAAAGGGUAGGGAUCAAGUUGACAAAGAAGACUUAUUUGUGUGGGACUCAACACAUACAAGAGCACAUGGAGUGAAAUUGAGGAAAACACCAAGUAGAAGAGAUGUCAAGAAAUAUGGUUUCCCAAACACAAGCACAGAAAUAUGGAACAACUUAGAUGAAACACUGGUACAAGCAACUAAUAUUCAUGGAUUUAAAGUUAAGCUGGAUGCUUAUAGGUAUGGUGACACACACACACACUGGAUGCUUAUAGAUAUGGUGACAGGACAGCACGAGCACAGCUCUUUUCCUGUAAAACACAACUAGGUAAACACACACACACAUCUUUUCCAAUUCUUUCUUUAUUAUUAUUUUAAAGAGUCUCUCUCUCUCUCUCUCUCUCUCUCUCUGUGCCAAAAUGUAUGUGCAAUAUAUUGUUUUAUCUUUUGUGUAUGUCUAUCUGUCUAUUAAUUUUUUAUUUAUUUAUUCUUUUCUUCCUUUAUUUUUGUGUUCUUUAUUACCUUUUAUUUUCAUUCAUGUAUUUUUUUUACUUAUUUUCAUUUAUCUAUUUAUUUCCUUCCUCUUUCAUUUAUUUAUUUUUUAUCUAUUUAUUCAUUUUCAUUCCUCCUUAUUUACUUUUUUCACUUCAUUGUUUUUUUUUCUUCUCCAUUCCUUGUUAUUUCCUUCAAUUAUCAACAUUUCAUCAUUAUUGUUAUUUGUUGUUUACAUGUUUUCUUUCAUUCCUCAUUGUUUUAUUUCUUUUAUUCUUCAUUUAUACACA